AUGGAAGAAAGUCUCCUUAACAGGUGGCUUGAACAGAGUUCCGAAGCAGGGCAGACCCUCGACCGGGCUGAAGACAACUUUCUUCAAAGCCUUUCCCCCGAAUCAGGCUAUGCUACAUCGCUGUAUCAGGUCUGCAUGCGGCAGUUGUCGAAAUUGUGUAAGGUGCAGUCUGAAAAGCUCUCCCCCAGGACACGGUGGAAGCCGCGAGUUCAGGAGCUGCAGUUAAAGUUGUACCUGUUCGGCGACAGUUUCGAACAUGGCAAGCUCGAGUCAUGCUUGAAUGCGGAUGAAGAGCUUCGUGGAAGUGUGGUUGGUCUGUUGUUGGACAUCGGCCGAAUCCUCACACAAGGCUACGCUAUCUCCCUUCUGGCCGGCUCAAGGGACGGUUCUGGCAACUUCAAUGACGAGACCACGGCCGCUUUGAAAACCCACUUGGCUGAAGCAAGAGAGUUCCUCAACAUUGAGGGCAGUGAUGAUGACAGCACCGAUUCCGAACAAUCUGAAGAUGAAACGGCUUCCUACCUUUCCCGGGAUGAAGGUCUGCUUGAAAGAAAAUAUUUCCGUCCAUUGUUCGAAUAUGUCGAACUUCUCUUGGAACUGUGCCCAACUCUCGAGCAAACCUACAAACAUAGACACCAAGAGACUACUUCCUCCAAGCUACAGUCGGAGCACCAGAUAUCGGUCUCCAUUCCCGCCUUGUCAUAUGUGCAGAACAUCAGAGACAAGUUCCCGCUGGCGAGCAACAACCUUGUGGAGCGACUCGGCGAGUCGAAUUGGCAACGGCAUGAACGCUUGAGGUCCAUCGAUGUCGCGAAAGCGUCUGAAGAGCUUGCCAGAUCAAACCUCCCUCAACAUCCAAAGUCGCUAUUCCAGCCUGUUUCAAUUUUCAAGGACUCGGCGCUGGGCAGCUCUUUGCCUGCUAUCUCUGAACACGCUCCGACGGUGGCGUCGCAUUCCUCCUUUUUGAGCAGCACGGAAGGUCAGGACAAAGGACGCUUCCGGGUCCCCAAACUGCCCAAGAAUACAUCUUACGGCGAACCAUUCUUGUGCCCAUUCUGCAUGAAGACCAUACGCCAGAUCAGGUCACGGGUCGAUUGGAAGUAA
Messenger RNA from Capronia epimyces CBS 606.96, 1104 nucleotides. RefSeq lists its product as uncharacterized. The transcript is spliced from 2 exons. Bases 1 to 1104 code for a protein of 367 amino acids. The record is from RefSeq and is a predicted model, not a curated record. NCBI's taxonomy places the organism in Eukaryota, Fungi, Ascomycota, Eurotiomycetes, Chaetothyriales, Herpotrichiellaceae.